Molecule: messenger RNA, 343 nt
Organism: Lagopus leucura (white-tailed ptarmigan)
Lineage: Eukaryota; Metazoa; Chordata; Aves; Galliformes; Phasianidae
Product: protein NDRG2-like
Exons: 6
Biological process (GO): signal transduction
Cellular component (GO): cytoplasm
Source: RefSeq, a predicted model, not a curated record
GGGAUUCUCCCCCAGGAGGAGGUGGCGGCUGCUGCCCCCCCAGUGCUGGAGGUCCGGGAAUAUCUGGAGAGCGCCCGAAAUGUGGGGCUGUACUGGGCCAUGUACAACAGCCGCGGUGAUUUGGGCUUGGAGCGCAACGGUGCGGUGACAUUCAGGUGCCCAGUGCUGUUGGUGGUCGGCGACAAUUCCCCCCACGAGGACGCGGUGGUGGAGUGCAACGCCAAGCUGGACCCCACCCAGACCUCCUUCUUAAAGAUGGCGGACGGCGGCGGCCAACCGCAACUGCGCCAGCCGGCCAAGCUGACGGAAGCCUUCAAAUACUUUGUGCAGGGAAUGGGCUACA